AUGGACACAAGCAGAAUAUUCCCCUUCCUCCGUCUCCCUCGAGAGCUCCGAGACCAGAUCUAUACAUGCCUCCUCUACUUCCCUCCGCCUCCCGUCCCAGCACCAACAGGUACCAUAUCCCGCCGUCUACGUAUACGGGCUAAUAAGAGCCACAAUGCCGACUUGCCUGAGUAUGAAAUCUACCCUCAUUUUCUUCAAGUAAAUAAACAAAUACACGAUGAAGGGGCUCUGGUUUUGUAUGGUCGGAAUACAUUCUUGAUACAGAUUACUACGGAUUGUAGUACGGGCGAUCGUCGAAUAAGGCGGCCGAAGGUGGAUACUUAUAAUGCGAUUCUUAGUUCACCAUGGGAGAUUGUAGGGUAUACCUGCCCUAACGUGAAGACGAAGAGGAAAGGUAAAAAGGUUAUCAUCGAAAGACCGAUCGGGAAGUAUUGUGAUGCUCGACAUUACCGGUGCGGCAAUUUGAGAGGCCGUAUUGAUAACUACUAUGGCCCUCGGCCUUCUACCUGGGAUUGUGUCUGCUAUAGAUGCGCGAGAUCUGUUCCAAAGUCCAAGAAUGGUAACUUCCCGUUUCUGGCACCGACAUACCGACAGCUUAUCCGCCACGUAAGGAUCGAUUUGUUUGACAUCCGUAUCGCAAGGUCUAGGUUCCUCCAUAGGGGAGGUACACUACAAACGAACGACGAUCGGAUAAGAAGGAUACUCUUGCCUUUCAGUUACCGGCUCAGGGAGUUAUUGGGGCCGGCCGGUGAGGGGUUAGAGGUGGAGAUUACGGCUAUACCUGUGGAUCCGAUUCUGAAUGAAGAGUGGGAACUUAGGACUCCAACUAUGUAUCUUGAAAUUCUUGAGACUAUUUGGCCGUUGACGCUCGGGCCGUGGAGAUAUAAAAUCACAAUGUCGAAUCAUAUAGUCGAACAGUUUGGGGAUAUAUCGACUGAAGAAAUAAUGGAAUCAUGCACCGAAAUGACAAAUGUCACGGCUGAAGAGGAGAAACAGUAUCGAGAGCUGAAGGUUGAAGGGGAUUUUUGUUGGAUCCACAGUCGAGGGGUCUAUCUGGCGCAGAAUAAGGAACGGCACCGAUAUGGCAGGUGUGCUAAUAAGAGGGAGGUGGAGAUAGCUGAUCGGUGGUAUCAUCGUUUGGUAUUGUGGGAAAUCAUUGCGGGAAACGCUAAGAUGAUUAGAUACGCACUCUUCAAGCGCUAG
Molecule: messenger RNA, 1203 nt
Organism: Orbilia oligospora ATCC 24927
Lineage: Eukaryota; Fungi; Ascomycota; Orbiliomycetes; Orbiliales; Orbiliaceae
Exons: 2
Coding region: 1-1203 (400 amino acids)
Source: RefSeq, a predicted model, not a curated record